GUGAAACUAUUUAAUCAAUUGCGUACACACGCGCAACAGACGGUUAAUGAUGACUAAUUUGACUUAAAUUACUUAAAUUCGGCACAACGCUCAAGCGUGGUGCAUUUACCACUCAAUACAUUUCUAUAAAACUAUAUUGAUUUGUAAAAGAGCAUUGCUCGAAACUUACCACUAGUUUACAUCUAUUGCUUCUCUCUUAUAUUAAGGAAAAAAUUCAUGUCAUGAAGAUGCUGGCUGGUUUGUAUAUUUCUUAUUACUAAUUGUUUUCAUUAAUCAUUAUUGUAAUAAUGGUACAAAUGGUAUUUUUGAAUAUUGACUAUUGCAGAAUGAAGAAUUCUUAUCUUUUGAAUGCUCAGCUCUUUCCAAGGUAAACAUUUUAUAAUUUUGAAUGACUUCAGAUGGUGUAUCAGCAAUGAAGUUCCUUACCGCAGCCAAGAUAACUCACAGUAACAAAAUGGAAGACCUGUCCAGAGAAUUUUGGAAAAGGAUUUAUAAAACGGUAUGACUGUUUCCUGGCUUGCUAUGGCCGCUUCGCAGUUAAUCUGCAGAACCUAAAGGGAAAAGGUCAUCUUCAAAUUCAAUUUAUGAAAUAAACUAGAUGCAUUUUUGAACCUAUAGGCUAAAUUUGUCUCCAGUCUCAAGAACUUAUCUUGUGUAUGCAAUAUUGAGUUUUAAGAUUUCGUUGGAAUUCAGUUUAUUUUUGUCGUGGCCGUGGUCCAUCACCUUUCUGUAUUGCUCUUUUUACACUUUAGUCCACGAUACGUUCGGUAUGUUACCGUUUUGCCUUUUGGGCAUUUCACUCUAUUAAACUAAUGUUGAAGGAUUUUGUAGAUGGAAACGUCGAGUAGAAAUUUCGAAAUAACACCAGGAGCAGCAGCGAGAAAUGGCAGGAAUCGAACGUGUAAUCGAGCUGUAGUUCUACAUGAAAAAAUGGGUAGUUCUAAAACUUAAAAUUGGCAGUUCUAAAACAAUUGGCAGUUCGCCAAAAAUGUUGGGAAAAGAAAUAUUAAUUAGCUAAUUGAUUGGAGUUCUAACCGGGGGGCACUAUACUGUCCACUUGGACACUGUGGAUUUUUUUGAAAUCGGAUUAAUUAAUUGAAUUGAUUGAUUUAAUUGCAUGAUACCAUGAGUGCGAUUAAGGUGGCUCAAUAGAAUUUUUGAAAAAAUGGAAAAUGCACGAUUCAGAUCCGUAUUUUUGGACAAUUAUUAGUUGUUGAAAAACAAAAAGUAUCUUACUCAUAUGAAACAAUAUCUAAAGAGUUUGAAUUUUUACACAAAGUUACACAACUGCCGUUGCUAUGGCAGCAAUGACGUUUCAAGAUGGCGGAUAUUUUGGCUCUAAAGUAAUUUAACUCGUAAACAACAUCGGUGAACCCCAAAUUUUAUUUCAAAAAAUGAGUUUGCCUAGUAUAAUCUAUUAUUUUGAAAAAAAGAUUCUGUUGAGCCAAAAAAAAAUUAUCAUGCAUAAUUAGCUUUACGUAAUUUGAAAAAUUUCGGCUCAACAGAAUUUUUUAAAAAUUGUCAACGUAAUUCAAUAUACUAAGAGAAACCAUUUUAUGAAAUAAACUUUGGGGGUCACUGAUGUCGUUUUCGAGUUAAAUGACUUUAAAGCCAAUAUAUCCACCAUAUUGAAACGUGAUUCUUGCCAUGAUACAACGGCAGAUGCGUAACAUUUGUGCAAACAUUCAAACUCUUUAGAUGUUUUUUACAUAAGUAAGAUGCUUUUUGUUUUUCAACAAGUAAUACUGACUUGUCCAAAAAUACGCAUUUAAAUCGCAAAUUUUCCAUUUUAAAAAACUGUAUUGAGCCACUUUAAAUGAGAAUGUAUGACCAAUAAUGAUCUUGAAAAAUGGUCAUUGCUAAAAUUUAAAUCACCAUUACUGUAUUUCACUUAUAGCACGAGGAGUUCGGCUUUUCUGAAGGUCUUCACAAGGUUUGUAACAAGUAAUUUCUUAUGGAUACUUAUUAAUGUUCUUUUCUUGAACUUUUCACUAAAUCCUCAGACAAAAACCCGAUGUUCAAUCCUAUUCACAAUUGAAUUGAAUUCACUGAUUGAGAACGGGUUGACACGAGAUCUGACCAAUUCGGAACCAUGCCAAAAUUUGUACCGUUCCACGUGUUCACAUGGGAAUUUGUGCGUUUAGGUGUUCGAAUAGACUUUUCUCAUAAUCACGUCAAAUGCGGAAAUCCGCAGUGCAAAUGAUGUUACAUGACAUUUGAUUGGCUCUGCAACGAUUUACAUUGCGAAUUGUUCUUAAAAAUCGUUCCGUGCCACAUCGCCUUUACGGGCAAGGCGGGCGCCGAAGCGUUUAUCCGUGUUUGACAUCAUUAUGAAAAAUGUCUUUUCACGUGUUCCGUGUGAAAUGGAAAGGCGAAAACGUGCAUAUUUCACUUGGAAAAAAAGUGAAAUCCGUACUAUGGAAUUUGCAAUUGCACCACUAAAUCCAUAGUAUAUCCAUACUAUACCCAUAGUAUGGAAAUAUCAAUUAUUAUGGAUAAUCAAAAUCCAUUCUAUUUCCAAUAAAGUUCCAUACAAUUUCCAUUCUAUUUCCUUCUAUGGAUUUUCAAAAUGUUUUCCAGUGUUUGAGUACGGUUCCAAAUUAACCAAGUCGUGUGUGAUCGGAGCAUAUAAUUCAACUAGGACUGAAUAAAAAUGAACAUACUUGGCCAUGCACAAUUUUAAAAUGUUCAUCUGAUAACUAAGCAGCAUAAUUGGCUAAUCUUCUCAUGAAUAAAUACAUGUAGGUAUUGGUGUUUUGCUUAUGAGAUGGUUUAACAUUUCAUGUAUAGGUGUGCGAGACAGUUGGUAUAAACAAGGAUGAUGCUCAGAAGAUAAUUGAUGAAUCACCGAAAGAAUCUAUUCAAGUAAAGUUGAACGAAACUAUGAAGAGAGCCGUUGAUUACGGAGUAAGUAAUCCAGAAAGUAUGACCACGUAACUCCAUUUCUAUAUACGUCAACUGAAUUGGUUACCAGUGGACAAACUACUUUAGAGACGCUUAUCUGACCUACAAAUAUGUAAAUAACCUUGCACCCGAUUACCUGUGCAAUAAAUUUAGAAAAAGGUCAUCAAUCCAUAAAUGUCAGACUCGCAUGCAUACAUGACUCCCUGCAAAUACCACUCUUCAAAACUGCAGCUGGUCAACGAUCGUUUGCCUAUAGAGCUGUCCACAUUUGGAACAAUUUAGAUAAAAACCUGAGAGAUGACGCUCCUCUUAAAAUCUUCAAGACAGCACUUAAAAAAAACAUUUGCUUGCCAAGGAGAACAAACAGUUUAAUUACUUACUAAACUUUGUGCAUGGUUAAAGAAAAUUGUAAAUUAUUUCUGAAAAACCCUUUCUGAGAGAAAUUUUAUUAAAUAUCUAUAUCUGUCUAGUAAGCAAUAAGUUGUUCAAAUUUAUGUAAUUAUAACAGUGGACACAAACAAAUAUGCAUUCAUAGGGCUAUAGGAUCCACAAAUCUGUUCUAGGUUCAUAUAAGGCUUUGACAUGACAGGCACUUCUUGAUCAAGGGGUAGAAUGUUCUUUAACGAUUACGAUUUACCCUAAUCCAAACCCAAAUCCUAUACCCAGCAUGAUUGUAAGCUCUUAGCUUCAACCUAUAACUACUUGUAAUACGGGAAACCAGAUAUUUUUGGUUAUACUGCAAAGUUUUUGACUAGUAAUAUUUGGACUUAGUCCAUUUCCUGGUUAUCUAAUUUGUCUUGAGACAGAUUUAACUAGGAUUUGAUUUAACCAUGCAUGCAUGAAUUGAUUUAAUCAGGAAGUCGACAAAGUUGAAUUAGAUUCAGAAUUAUGCAAAGUGGAAAUUCUGAACAGAUGCCUGGGGCCGGUUGUAUAAAAAAGUGAUUAAAGUUAACUAUGGAACUAGGAACGUCAUCCAAUAAGAAGCGCCAAUUUAAGAGUUAAUCACUAUUUAACUACAAAAUAGUGAUUAAAAAAGUGAUUAAGAGUUUCAUACAACCGACCCCUGGUUGUAUACCAUAUAAAUAAUAUGUAGUAUUUCUAUGUUAUAUACUUACCUAUUAUAGUCUGGUAUAACUUAUAACAGUAGAAGAGUUUUUGUAGAUGGAAAUUUUGAGCAGAAGAUUACAUACAAUUUUAGACCUAACCAUGGAGCUGCUGUGAAAAUGAAUAGGCCCUCUGGCAGAAAUCGAUGCGGUACAAUUGCAUUUUUCGCAGUUGCUCCUGGUUAGAUCCGCUAAAAUUGUAUAUAACCUUCCGCUCGAAAUUCCCAUCUACAAAAACCCUUCAACUGUUAGCUCUAUCGAUGGUGAAUCCAACCCAGACAGUCCUGGUUAACUCGGUUAAAACAUGUGUUUGGCAAACUAAUAUCCUUAUAAUUAUUUCACUUCAGGGUUUUGGAGUUCCGACAAUUUUAGUUGAAAAUCCUGAAGACGAGAGCAAACCUGAGAUGUUUUUUGGUUCGGAUCGUUGUCACCUUAUUGCUCGUUAUUUAGGUCAGUAUAAAUAAGAAUAGCCUCUUGGCCCUCAACGGAAUUUUUCGAACUACCCAUUCGCAGCCUAAACCCAUAGAGAUAGCUGCGGAGCAGGCUAUAGUUCCGAACUUAGAAACUGUUAUCCAAAAACAUACUAUUUGGUUUAGAACUAACAAGGAUACAUUUAAUCAACUUGAGGUGCAUUGAAAUAGCAAUUUAAACACUGAGAAAUUGAUUAGAAAUUAGAAUACAAUUUAGACCACUAAUGGACCUUUCCCCUUAUAACUAAAAUUUUGAUCUAGACAAAAAUUUCAUCACAGCUUGAAAGAGCAUCACAAAAUUAGUAAUAUUCCAAAGUUUCGUUGCGAAAUGUUGUAAAAUGCGGAUAAUAUAGCCUUGCGAAGUUUGCCGUUUUUCAGUCAUUUUGUAUUACGCAUGGGAAAUUGACAGCCCAAUCGGGUGUUGGGGCAUCAAUUUCCCGUUUGUAAUACAAAAAGUCAAAAUGACUGAAAAUUGCAAAUUUCGCAGGGCUAUAUUAUCCGCAUUUUACAACAUUUCGCAACGAAACUUCGGAAUAUUACUAAUGUUGUGAUGCUCUUUCAAGCUGUGAUGAAAUUUUUGUCUAGACUUGUCUAGAUCAAAAUUUUAGUUAUAAGGGGAAAGGUUUAGUGCAAUAGUGGCAAUUGUUUUGAAAGUUUUGAUGUAGAAAUUAGAAUUAGAAAAGAUAGUAGAUGAUGCGCAGUAAGGCCUAAGGCUAAGGGUAAAACACAUUUAUUUAGGAAACGUUCUCUGGCUGUAAGUAUUUAUUUGUUACAAGCUUUCGGCUGUCAGUCUAUAGACUUCGGCGGGUAUAUAGUACUGCAUACAAAUAAUUGUUGAGGGACGCUAAACUUAAGAAGGUGACAUGAAAUCUGAAAUUAUGACUAUGUUAUAUAAUUCGAAUAUAUAAUUAAUGUUUCUUGAGCUCCUUUCUUAAAGUAUAGUGUAUUGAUUGUCCAGGAAGUGUUUUGGAAUUAUUAUCAGCUUCGUCCGUUAGGGCAGUAUGCCAGGAGUCUAAGAUCUUAAGGUUUUUGUGAUUGUUUCCGUCGAUUACUUUGGCAUUGUCAAAGUCAACCGAUGUGGUUAUUGGUAAAGGCACAAUAUAGUGCCAGGGCAGGUACCUUAAUUAAAAUAGUUUAAAAGCGAUACUCUUUUCUUGUAUUGGAAGAAAAUAAUGGUAUAUGGCGGGAAAUAAAAUUUCACAUGCAAAUUGUUUAGUCGCAGUUAUAUUUUUCGUUUAAAGGUGUCGAGUGUCAUAGUCCUGGCAAUUGCAAAGAUCAUUGAUUCAUAGAGACUGGAUAUUGCACUGAUGUAUUCCUGGAACUUUAACAAGGGGGAUUUCUAACAAUGUCCUAAAAAAGGAACUCGGAUGACAACAGGACAACAACUUGGAAAAUUCCAAUCUCUAUUUUUAUUUGUAAUAUUAUAUCUAGACUCCAAUUUCAAAAAAAUUUCAAGGUUAAGACUAUGUAAUUUAAGACAGAAAAUGUAUCGAGCAAAACAUUUUUUCAAUAUGUGCCCACGAAAUAAAAAAACGACAAAAAAGAUCGAGCAAUAACAUUAAAAAUAUUAUCGGGCUCAAUGAAGAUCUACCCCCCCCCCCUUAUAGGCCGUUUGUCCACCCCUUAUAGGCCGUUUACUGCAUGCGGUACGCUAUCGUUCAAUGCUGUUGGGUACCUGUGGAACUGAAUAGUUUUAAUCCACACUCGCCACUUUCAAAUACGCUGAUUACGAAUCCGAAAAAUUCUUGCUCCUAACCUC
Paramuricea clavata is the source of this 6236-nucleotide messenger RNA. Lineage: Eukaryota; Metazoa; Cnidaria; Anthozoa; Malacalcyonacea; Plexauridae. The record is from the annotation of a GenBank genome assembly.